Sorex fumeus (smoky shrew) is the source of this 914-nucleotide messenger RNA. It is a transcript of the gene GSX1, whose product is annotated as GS homeobox 1. Lineage: Eukaryota; Metazoa; Chordata; Mammalia; Eulipotyphla; Soricidae. Gene Ontology annotation, cellular component: nucleus. The record is from RefSeq and is a predicted model, not a curated record. Bases 1 to 798 code for a protein of 265 amino acids. Gene Ontology annotation, biological process: regulation of DNA-templated transcription. The transcript has 2 exons. Gene Ontology annotation, molecular function: DNA-binding transcription factor activity, RNA polymerase II-specific; sequence-specific double-stranded DNA binding.
AUGCCGCGCUCCUUCCUGGUGGACUCGCUGGUGCUGCGCGAGGCGGCCGAGAAGAAGGCGCCCGAGGGGAGCCCGCCGCCGCUCUUUCCCUACGCGGUGCCGCCGCCGCACGCGCUGCACGGCCUGUCCCCGGGAGCCUGCCACGCUCGCAAGGCCGGGCUGCUGUGCGUGUGCCCGCUGUGCGUCACCGCCUCGCAGCUGCACGGGCCCCCGGGGCCGCCGGGGCUCCCUCUGCUCAAGGCGUCCUUCCCGCCCUUCGGCUCGCAGUACUGCCACGCGCCCCUGGGUCGCCAGCAUUCGGCCGUGUCGCCUGGGGUCGCCCACGGUCCCGCCGCGGCCGCCGCGGCCGCCGCGCUCUACCAGACCUCCUACCCGCUGCCCGACCCCCGGCAGUUCCACUGCAUCUCCGUGGACAGCAGCUCGAACCAGCUGCCGAGCAGCAAGAGGAUGCGCACCGCGUUCACCAGCACGCAGCUGCUGGAGCUGGAGCGCGAGUUCGCCUCGAACAUGUACCUGUCCCGACUGCGCCGCAUCGAGAUCGCGACCUAUCUGAAUCUGUCGGAGAAACAGGUGAAGAUCUGGUUCCAGAACCGCCGGGUGAAGCACAAAAAGGAGGGCAAAGGCAGCAACCACCGCGGCGGCAGCGGCGGCGGCGGCGGCGGCGCGGGCGGGGGCGCCCCGCAAAGCUGCAAGUGCGCGUCUCUCACCUCAGCCAAAUGCUCCGAGGAUGAUGACGAAUUGCCCAUGUCUCCGUCCUCGUCGGGCAAGGACGACCGGGACCUUGCAGUCACUCCCUAGGCGCGCACCGCCGCCCCCAGGCGCUCCCUGCGCCUCCGAGACUGAAGCGGGAGCCCCAGCCUCUGGUCCAAGGCGCGCUCUGCGCGGAUUUGGCUCCUCUCUGCAUAGACCCUGGG